AUGACGUACGAAAAUAAGAAGAGAUUCUCACAACAUCAACUCAGCAAGACAAAUUGAUAUCGAAGAAACUAAUGAGAGAUACGUGAUGCCGAUCACGCAAAAUAUUCUGACCGUAAGCCUGUGCCCAGGGGAGGCAUUACUCCACCGAAACCAUGGGAAAUUCUCUAAGAUUGUCCAUAGGAAAAUCGAAUAAUUGCUGUAGGACUUCCUCUACCAUUUCCGACAAGAGUUUCUGUAGACUUUUCCUCACAGAAACCCAUUAGGAUUUCCGAAAGGAUUGUCUCUCUAAAAUUAUGAAACUUUGAGUAUUUGCUGCAGCUCUUCCUGUAUCCGCUUUAAUAAACUACUCUGGUUUUGCAAGAAAACUAAAAAAAAUGCCAUUCGUUAUGCUAUUAGGCGAUCAUGAAUCUCAUUACGGAUACAAAGAAAUUUAUUUCUGAAUUAAUAGCAAAUUCCCACCUUUCGUAAAACUCUUUGAUAAUACCUUCUCUUAAAUGGCCAUUGAAGAGCCCUUUCCAAAAGGAAAUGAACUGGAAGUGGGUACCCCUGGCGCUCAAGGGUAGAAGUUGAUAGUUGAAGCAGGGGAUGGAAACCCUCCCACGUGGAGCGAAACCAGAUGAGGUGAGAGAUAAAUGGCCAACUUGACACCAGAAUGAGAGACAGAGACGUGUGAAGAUGGUGGGGAUGUUGGGCUAUAUUAAAUCAUCUCGAGUGUUCACAAACUCCAGUUACUGUCGAGACAUCAAGACAUAUACAUCACCCUCUGGGCUAUUAAUUAAGGAAUAUUCUUCGGACAAUUGUUUUACAUUUGGAUUGACGUGCUUCGAAAGAGGGAUUGCCCAAUUUGCUCGAAUGAAGCUCAUUUUUUCGUUUGUGCCAUUUAUUCUAAUUGUUCUCGGUGUAAUGGUGGCUAUGGCUAGAGGAUUUCCCGCCAGCGAUCCAGAAGCAAUGUAUCAAUUUCAGGCGAUGGAGAACAUGAGACAGAUACCCCAGUGGCACUGUCUGCGUUACCGAAAAUUUGAUCUCGUUCGUCGCUGCAGAAAUUACCGUCUCUCAAGAAAACACUGACCGAUAAGGAAUAGGCUGAAGGACACGAGUUUUCAUUCCAGCGAUCCACCAAAUAACUACUUAAAUUCACAGGGAUUACCGAUCGUCAGAAUAUUAUCAAGACUAGGAACAUUAGUACGAGUAGUACGUUAACUAGAUAUCCAAUGACUGAUUGGAAAAUUCGUACGAUUACUUCGACUGCAUGAUUUUCGAUAUAAUAAAUGAUCUUGUGAUCGUGGAUAUAUUUUUAUUUUUAACGAGUGAUUAGAAAGAAUUCUUACUGUUGUACUUUGAUCUACGAAAUUGUAAGCAGUUUAUGUCUUUGUUGGAGAGUUAUGGAGUUUUCUUAUAAAAAUAAUUGUUUAAAUGA
Messenger RNA from Diachasmimorpha longicaudata, 1417 nucleotides. RefSeq lists its product as uncharacterized. The transcript has 2 exons. The record is from RefSeq and is a predicted model, not a curated record. Bases 676 to 1068 code for a protein of 130 amino acids. NCBI's taxonomy places the organism in Eukaryota, Metazoa, Arthropoda, Insecta, Hymenoptera, Braconidae.